AUGUCCUAUAUACGACGGAGAAAGGCCCCUGCGAAUCCCGUGCGAAACGAGGAAGAAAAUGGGAAGGAUAAGGAGAAGGAGAAGGAGAAAAAGGUUAAGGUGACGCGUAUCGGAGGCGAAAAGAUAAAGAGAUGGUCAUGCGUGGAUAGUUGUUGUUGGUUUGUCGGGCUGAUAUGUUCAAUUUGGUGGUUCUUACUGUUUCUGUACAAUGCAAUGCCGGCGUCGUUCCCUCAGUACGUGGCAGAGGCGAUUACGGGACCGUUGCCGGAUCCUCCCGGCGUGAAACUGAGGAAGGAGGGAUUGACGGUGAACCACCCGGUGGUUUUUGUGCCGGGAAUUGUCACCGGCGGGUUGGAACUCUGGGAGGGUCGUCAGUGUGCCGAGGGUUUGUUCAGGAAGAGGUUGUGGGGUGGCACGUUUGGUGAAUUGUAUAAAAGACCGUUGUGCUGGGUUGAACACAUGUCACUAGAUAAUGAAACAGGACUAGAUCGUCCAGGCAUUAGAGUUAGGCCAGUGUCUGGACUUGUAGCAGCUGAUUAUUUUGCACCUGGUUAUUUUGUUUGGGCCGUUCUAAUUGCAAAUUUAGCUCGCAUUGGGUAUGAGGAGAAAAACAUGUAUAUGGCUGCUUAUGAUUGGAGAAUCUCAUUUCAGAAUACAGAGGUUAGGGAUCGAUCUUUGAGCAGGAUAAAAAGUAAUAUAGAACUCAUGGUGGCUACAAAUGGUGGUAAGAAGGUGGUUGUUAUUCCACAUUCAAUGGGUGUUUUGUACUUUUUGCAUUUUAUGAAAUGGGUUGAGGCACCAGGACCAAUGGGUGGAGGGGGUGGGUCAGAUUGGUGUGCCAAACAUAUUAAAGCAGUGAUGAACAUUGGGGGACCUUUUCUUGGUGUUCCAAAAUCUGUUGCGGGACUUUUCUCUAUAGAAGCCAGGGAUAUUGCUGUUGCCAGGACUUUCGCACCAGGUUUUUUGGAUAAGGAUGUUUUUGGUCUUCAAACUUUACAACAUCUAAUGCGCAUGACUCGAACAUGGGAUUCAACCAUGUCAAUGAUACCCAAAGGUGGGGAUACAAUAUGGGGUAGCCUUGAUUGGUCACCUGAUGUAUUCUAUAACUGCAGUGUGAAGAAGCACAAGAACAAUGAUACUCACAGCGCAUUUCAAAAUGACAAAGAGAGUCUCGGGUUUACCAAAAAUAUAAAUUAUGGGAGACUCAUAUCGUUUGGGAAAGAUAUAGCUGAGUCACACUCCUCCAAGCUUGAGAGGUUGGAUUUUAGGGGUGCUCUCAAAGGUAGGAACCUUGGAAACACAUCUAACUGUGAUGUGUGGACAGAGUACCAUGAAAUGGGUGUUGAAGGAAUCAAAGCUGUUACAGAUUACAAAGCUUACACAGCUGAUUCAGUUUUGGAUCUGCUUCAUUUUGUUGCUCCGAAGAUGAUGAAGCGUGGAGAUGCUCAUUUUUCUCAUGGGAUUGCUGAUAAUUUGGAUGAUGAAAAAUACAAACAUUACAAAUACUGGUCUAACCCCUUGGAAACAACAUUACCAAAUGCUCCAGAUAUGGAGAUUUACUCUAUGUAUGGGGUUGGAAUCCCUACAGAAAGAGCCUAUGUCUACAAGUUAACUCCCCAAUCUGAAUGCCACAUUCCAUUUCAGAUUGACACCUCAGCAAAUGGUGGAAAUGAGUACUCAUGUCUAAGGGAUGGAGUUUACAGUUCUGAUGGUGAUGAAACUGUUCCUGUUUUAAGUGCUGGUUUCAUGUGUGCAAAGGGUUGGCGGGGAAGAACCCGCUUUAAUCCUUCCGGAAUUCGUACAUUCAUAAGGGAGUAUGAUCAUGCCCCUCCCGCUAAUCUUCUAGAAGGUAGGGGAACCCAGAGUGGCGCACAUGUUGAUAUAUUGGGUAACUUUGCAUUGCUUGAAGAUAUUAUACGAGUAGCAGCUGGAGCCUCUGGGGAGGACUUAGGUGGGGAUAGAGUGCACUCUGACAUAUUCAAAUGGUCUGAAAAUAUCAAUUUGGUGCUAUAG
Sphenostylis stenocarpa is the source of this 2013-nucleotide messenger RNA. Lineage: Eukaryota; Viridiplantae; Streptophyta; Magnoliopsida; Fabales; Fabaceae. The record is from the annotation of a GenBank genome assembly.